Nannizzia gypsea CBS 118893 is the source of this 960-nucleotide messenger RNA. RefSeq names its product 4'-phosphopantetheinyl transferase NpgA. Gene Ontology annotation, molecular function: holo-[acyl-carrier-protein] synthase activity; magnesium ion binding. Lineage: Eukaryota; Fungi; Ascomycota; Eurotiomycetes; Onygenales; Arthrodermataceae. Gene Ontology annotation, cellular component: cytosol. The record is from RefSeq and is a predicted model, not a curated record. Bases 1 to 960 code for a protein of 319 amino acids. The transcript has a single exon.
AUGGCCUCCGAUUCUCGCCUGACAAGAUGGUACAUCGACAUGAGCCGCUGGACUCAGUCGACCACUUUGCUCCCCUUAAUCGACACUCUCCAGCCAGCAGAGCAGAAGAAGAUCAGAGCCUUCUACCAUGUAGUAGACCAGCAUAUGUCUCUGGCAUCCAGCCUGUUGAAAUAUCUGUACAUCCAUCGCACCGCCAGACUGCCCUGGAACCAAGUCAUCGUCAGCCGCACGCCCAAACCCCACUGCAGACCAUGCUAUACCAGCACCGGCGAGACAGAGACGCUUCGUCUGGAGUUCAACGUCAGUCACCAGGCCAGCAUGGUAGCGUUGGCGGGGUGCAUGUACCACGGUGAUGCAGAAGGGGACGAUACAAGAAGAUUAGAUCCGUCUUCGCGCGGUGAAAAGGGACCGCCUCAGGUUGGGGUUGAUAUCACUUGUACGGAUGAGAGGGAGAGACGGAACCCGUCGUUUGCACCUAACACGGAAAAGGACUUUCGUGAAUUUGUUGAUAUUUUUACGGAGGCAUUUUCGGCCAAAGAGCUGGAGAUUAUCAAGUCUGGAGGAGGUGGUGGGCAGGCCAGGUCUAUAAAGUACCGGACUCGGAUGUUCUAUACGUACUGGGCGCUCAAGGAGGCUUAUAUCAAGAUGAUCGGAGAAGGGCUGCUGGCGUCUUGGUUGCAGAAGCUGGAAUUUACCAAUGUUAUACCCCCUGAGGCUGAGGAAGUAGGUGUCUGGGGUAAGCCGUUGGCUGGCAUAGAGAUACGGCUGGAGGGAGAGCUGGUUGAUAACGUGCGGAUGGAGGUUGUUGCGUUUGGAGAGAGGUAUAUACUUGCCACUGCUACGAGAGGAGGAGGUUUCGACCAAGCUCAGGGGUCAAAUGCAUGGGAUGAAUUUACGGCUAUUGAUAUUGAGAAGGAUAUCGGACGUUGUGCUAGGGGAGAAUGUAGGUGUCUCGGCUGA